Messenger RNA from Homarus americanus (American lobster), 957 nucleotides. RefSeq lists its product as uncharacterized. Lineage: Eukaryota; Metazoa; Arthropoda; Malacostraca; Decapoda; Nephropidae. The record is from RefSeq and is a predicted model, not a curated record. The transcript has a single exon. The coding region runs from base 1 to 957 and encodes 318 amino acids.
AUGUUAGCGUGUCAGCUUCGAAGACUGCUGGAGUGUGGAGGAUUUCGGUUAACUAAGUGGGCCAGUAAUCACAAAGGAGUGUUGGCUACCAUCCCACCGGAGGAGAGGGAAAAUGCACUGAAGGAAAUUGAUCUUAGGCAAGACAAAUUGCCAAUGGAGCGAGCCCUUGCGGUUAGGUGGCUCCUGGAAGGUGAUCAGCUCGCCAUCAAGGUGCAACCAAACUCAAGGCCAGCGACCAGGAGAGGAGUACUAAGCCUGGUCAGUUCUAUUUAUGACCCACUGGGGUUCGUGGCCCCAUUCAUCAUCAGGGCUAAAAUAUUAUUUCAGUGUGAAUGCAGGCGUCGAUUAGGGUGGGACGACCCUUUGUCGGCUGUUAAUCACACGACCUGGAGCACCUGGCUAGGAGAACUGGCCCACCUGGGGAAAUUAAGUGUACCCAGAUGCCUAAAAACAGCAUGUGCUAAAGAAAUCAUCUUAGCACAGUUGCACACCUUCUGCGAUGCAUCGCAGGCUGCUUACGGUGCGGUGACCUAUCUGAGAAUGGUAGACUCUGGCGGAAGUAUCCAGUGCUCUUUCGUGUACGGACGGGCCAAGCUGGCCCCACUCAAGCAACUGACAAUACCAAGGCUGGAACUUUGUGUAGCUGUCCUGGCAGUGAACGCUGAUCGAACGAUUCGCCGAGAAAUGACCAUGACCAUACACGAAUCUUAUUUUUGGACGGAUAGCAUGCUCGUCUUGCAGUACAUCGCCAAUUUGAGCAGACGAUUUCAAACGUUUGUAGCCAACAGGAUAGCAGUCAUACAAGAGCUGUCAAGAACUGACCAGUGGAGACGUGUCGGCACAUCGCUGAACCCAGCAGAUGAUGCAACUAGGACCUGGUUGCAGGAUCUAGGUGGAUACGAGGUCCUGACUUUCUACUCGGUGUUGAAGAACGGUGGCCAAGGAGAAAGGAACUGA